Molecule: messenger RNA, 456 nt
Organism: Staurois parvus
Lineage: Eukaryota; Metazoa; Chordata; Amphibia; Anura; Ranidae
Source: the annotation of a GenBank genome assembly
ACAGAUCGGAAUGUUGCCCUUCAAGGUCGAGCAGCUCAGUAUGCCAUAAUAAACAGUGCACAAUAUGGCUUUUAUUCAGCAGCAAUAAAUGCCAUAGAUGGGAACAAGGACCCCAACUUUUACCACGGCUUCUGCUCAUGUACACACAAUGGAUUGUCUCCCUGGUGGAGGGUGGACCUGCUGAAACCGUACAAAAUUGUCUACAUCACCAUCACUAACAGAGGAGACUGCUGUAGCGAAAGACUGAACGGUGCUGAAAUCCUCAUUGGAAGCUCUCUGAGUGACAAUGGAAACAAUAAUCCCAGGUGUGGGUUGGUUACCUCUAUCCCAGCUGGAGGAACACAACACUUCUACUGUCAUGGCAUGGUUGGCAGAUAUGUCAUUGUAGUUUUACGUGGAAAAGCAGAAUUUCUUCAGUUAUGCGAUGUUGCAGUCUGGACUACUGACAGCCAUUGA